UCAGAAUAUAUUUGCCAAUAACUCGCGCCAGUCAGCAGUUCGUUAGGCAGCCAUUGGUAGACACCUAAUUAAAAUGGCGGCCAAAAGCAGCAGCGAGGAAACGACGCUCACAAGAUCCAUUGUUGAGGACCGAUCAUCAGCAAGAACAUCAGGACUUGAUCGGAUAAGGCAGCGAAAAGCUCACAGCAGGAGUCGAAAAGGAUGCUUAGUGUGUCGUCAAAGACAUAAGCGUUGCGACGAGAACUUCGUCGAUGGUUCUUGCGAUCGAUGCCGGAGGAGCGGCUUCCAAUGUGUGCAGCGGCCUGGUGAAGAAAGAUUGAAAUACGUCAAUCUUCUUGCCGGGAAAGCAUCAGACUCUGAAACGCCAUCGGCAGGACCAUCUACAGAGACUGCCUCUACAACAGCCAUCCCCUAUUCUCCUCCACGAGAUGUGACAGUCUCGUCCACCGAUUUAUCCGAGUUCAUCAGCAGCCUCUUUCAGCCUUUUGAUACCAAUCAAGGGUCAGACCGUAAUAAUCUUGAAAAUGGAGUCCCGCCAACGACGAUUCCCACUUGGCCAACAACAUCCGCGUCUACAUUGAGCCAAUUACCCUUGUCUACUGGCGAAAGUAUUGGGCCCGGUCCAAAGUUCCUUUUUCCAGGAGAAGUGCUGCCCGCAUCUCUAUCUUUGAAUGAUCCUCAAAACACUGUUGAUAAUCAGCCACCGCCGAGAGUCUCUGUGACCGGCCAGGACUGGCUUUCUGGAGCUUUAGCGGACGAUAUGGAUCUGUACGCCGCCUGCCUGAUAGGCCAACUCCGUUUCGCUGCUACUUCUAAAGAAGGUGAAAAGCACCUUCCGGUGGAAGAACCGCCUUCGACAACAUCUUAUGGGAGUAGUAUACUCGAUAUUGUGGAAGGCUACCGUAGAUACCAAGGUACAUGGCUUCCCAAAGAAUCCGAGCUUGCCGAUCCACAUUCUUUCCGGAACCCUCCUUACGGUCUGGGAGGGGUAAGAGAGGACAAUUCUCUGAAUGUUAAUCCGAGUCAGUUCUCCUUGGCGGAUGCUCUGGCUUCAGUGUGUGAUCUUCAGGUGUACAACUUCACUGUAGCUGGAUGUGCUGCUAGUUAUGGCCCUUUAUUAAUAGGAGAAUCCAUAGUCAAAGCUGUGUUCGGCCCGCAGCCCAUAAUCAUUGAUUUGAACGGGGCUUAUACUGACCAAGCGGGUCUUGUUACUUUCGCGCAAGCAGAUAUUGGCCACUGUAUAUGUACCAAGCAACGACGCCCUUUGUUCACGCUAAUGCCUUAUGACUCAAACAAAGUCACCAAUAGCGAAAUGUUUCUGGGCGUUCCAUCACGCGCUCAUCACUUUUUGAGCGAUAUCUGUAUGCUCUCGGUCGAGGAUCAUGUGGACCCGUCCAAAUUAGCAGAACUGGAACAAUCCCUCAAAGCCUCUUUUGACGACCCGCUCAUACCGGUAAUCUGGUCACGAGCUGCGAUGAUCACCCUCUACCAACGACUCCAUAACGUUGGCCCUCUCCACCCUACAAUUCGCGCCAUGUCAUGGGACAUCCUCCUCGAUCUUCCACCUCAGCCAUGCCGAAAAUCAGAAAUAUUCCCUCUAUUCUUAGCUGGCGCAGCGGCAAUUUUGGAAACGCAGAGAGCAGCCGUGAGGCAGCGGUGGGUUAAAGCUCCUGAAAAAGGAUUCGAGGAGGGGUUAAGCUUUUUGGAGGAUCUAUGGGCACAUGUGGAUAAAACAGGACAUACGGUAUCGUGGUUGGAUUACCUGGAGGAGAAGGGAGGAGCGCUAGCCUUCUUCUGAUGUGCAAACUAGAUUAGCUAGACGAGGAAAUCUUUAAUCGAUAACUCUUCUGUGAGACGUGUUUAUUAGCAUGUGUGAGCUGAGAGAGAACCACCAUUAGUACUGUCUUCGUCAAUGGCGACUUUUUGCUCCAAAGUUAGGCGACCGACGGGAGUUAGUGAUAUUGCUGUCCAGCGUCACUUCCACAAGACGCAGACCAACAUCUGAGAGGCGCAUCAACCAUGUCAUGUGUAUGACUUUUGGGAACGUUGCACCGGAUGAGAUUCCAGGUUGAUCCAGGCCUAUUCCUGAAUAUGAAGGCGUUGGUUGUAUCGGAGAGAUUUGCGAUUAUGAUCAUUGACAUCUUUGAUGUUGUGAAGCACGCUUUCUUUAUUGUCACGGACCAUGCUGUGAUAGAGGGAGGGCAUGGCAACAUAAAGAUAUUCUCGAGCAGACGCCUGGAGUGUAAUCGCAAGACUAUCGCAACAACAGUAGUAUCUGACCAUCUCAAUUAUAACAGAUUGGGGAUUGAUAUUCAUUCCAAAGUCCAUAUGCAA
Cryptococcus deneoformans JEC21 is the source of this 2334-nucleotide messenger RNA. RefSeq names its product expressed protein. The transcript is spliced from 8 exons. Gene Ontology annotation, cellular component: nucleus. The record is from RefSeq and is a predicted model, not a curated record. NCBI's taxonomy places the organism in Eukaryota, Fungi, Basidiomycota, Tremellomycetes, Tremellales, Cryptococcaceae. Gene Ontology annotation, biological process: positive regulation of transcription by RNA polymerase II. The coding region runs from base 74 to 1798 and encodes 574 amino acids. Gene Ontology annotation, molecular function: transcription cis-regulatory region binding; DNA-binding transcription factor activity, RNA polymerase II-specific; zinc ion binding.